Molecule: messenger RNA, 2472 nt
Organism: Prunus avium (sweet cherry)
Lineage: Eukaryota; Viridiplantae; Streptophyta; Magnoliopsida; Rosales; Rosaceae
Product: protein PSK SIMULATOR 1
Biological process (GO): positive regulation of growth
Source: RefSeq, a predicted model, not a curated record
CAUUUCUUCUUGUAUUCUUUUAUAAUUCUAAUUAUUCCAACUUCUAAUAAAAAAUUUAAAGCAACAAGGGGCUCCUCUCUCUGGCUGCUGCUUCUAUUGGUGGACUUUUACUUUGGUGCCUUUUGGAAUUGGGGUUUGAUCACUUCAUCUAUCAAAAUCCCAAUCCCAAUCGAAGAAGCUUAUUUUGCUGCUAGUGAUUGUGGUGAUAAUCAGAAGCAGAAAAAAUGGGAGGGCUUUGUUCGAAGAAGACGAGGAGUUCGAGUGUGGAGAGCGCGGGUUGGGAUGUGAAUCGGCAAUUUGAUCAGAAUCAGAAUCAGAAUUCCCGUUUGAAGACCAACCAUGUGAGUGUGACUAUGCCGCCGCCCAUGGAUAUUCAUUUGCAGAAGAAACACAAAGAGGAGGAGGAGCCGCCUCCGCCUCCACCUCCACAACAAGAAGAAGAAGAAGAACAGUUUUCAGAGAAGAACGACAAUCAGAAUCCGCUUUUUUAUGAGUCUGACGAUGAGUUCUAUGAUGGCAUUCCGCGCUAUCCCACCUCCUUCUCCCACAAAUCCGGCUCCGUUCGCUCUAAGCAGGCCGCCGUCGCUAAGGUUUCUGAGGUGAGUUCACGUUUGGGCAGAGCUGGUACUCUUGGCCUCGGAAAGGCAGUGCAGGUCUUGGACACACUUGGGAGCAGCAUGACAAAUUUGAAUUCCGGCACCGGCUUCGUUGCUGCAGCACCUGCCAAAGGCAAUGAAAUCGCAAUUAUAUCGUUUGAGAUUGCCAACACUAUCGUUAAGGGUUCCAAUCUUAUGCAAUCCCUUUCAAAAAGAAGUAUUAGGCAUUUGAAAGAAGUGGUGCUUCCUUCAGAAGGUGUGCAGCAUUUAGUGUCAGAAGAUAUGGAUGAACUGUUAAGGAUUGUUGCAGCUGACAAAAGGGAAGAAUUACAAAUUUUUUCGGGGGAAGUGGUUCGAUUUGGAAAUCGCUGCAAAGAUCCUCAGUGGCACAACUUGGACCGAUAUUUUGACAAAAUCAGCAGGCAACUUACUCCUCAGAAGCAUCUGAAGGAUGAUGCAUACUCGAUAAUUCAGCAACUCAUGACUUUGGUCCAGUGUACUGCUGAAUUAUACCAUGAGUUUCAUUCAUUGGACCGUUUCGAACAAGACUAUGAUCGCAAGUGCCAGGAGGAGGAUAAUUCACUUUCUACUCAAAGAGGUGACUUGAGGGCAGAACUAAAAAGCCAAAGGAAAGUAGUUAAAACUUUAAAGAAAAAGUCGCUUUGGUCCAAAAGUUUGGAAGAGGUGAUAGAGAAGCUUGUUGAUAUCGUCCACUUCUUACAUCUAGAGAUACAUGCUGCCUUUGGUGGUGCUGAUGGUCAUGAACCAGUGGAGGGACCUACGAAUAAUUAUCAAAGAUUGGGACCAGCUGGACUUUCUUUACAUUAUGCAAAUAUCGUCCUCCAAAUCGAUAGUCUUGUAGCCCGGUCAAGUUCUAUGCCUCCAAAUACAAGGGAUACAUUAUACCAGAGCUUGCCGCCUGAUAUAAAAUCAUCUUUACGCUCCAAAUUACAGUCUUUUCAUGUUAAAGAAGAGCUCACUAUUGCAGAAAUCAAAGCUGAAAUGGAGAAAACUUUACAGUGGCUUGUUCCAGUUGCUACAAACACAGCCAAAGCUCAUCACGGUUUUGGCUGGGUAGGAGAGUGGGCGAGUAGUGGUUCUGGGGCGAACCGAAAGGCAGCUUUGCAGACUGAUGUGAUUCGAAUUGAGACAUUCCACCAUGCAAAUAAGGAGAAAACAGAAGUCUGUAUACUCAAACUAGUCUUGUGGCUUCACCAUUUGGCUUGUAAAAGUAAGUCUGCCGCCAAUAAUGGGGGCAUGAGGUCACCCGUCAAGUCCACAUCUGGCACACCCCUCCCGAAGGCAAAUAAGCAGCCCAAGGACUUGCCUAUCAAUGUUCAGUCAAGUGUGCUAACAACUGAAGAUCAGGAGAUGCUGCAGGAUGUCAGUAAAAGAAUACGGAUUCCAGGAAUUAGUAAGAGUCAGGACUUUGACACUGUGAACUCUAGUUUGAUGGAGCACAACAGAUUGAGUAGGAGUAACAGCUACUCACCUAGGCGAGGAAGCAGGAAAUUGUUAUCCUUCAGUAGGCUCUCGUCUGGGGUUCCUGUCAUUGAUUUCAGUAUCGAUAAGGAAAAAGCAUUGGAUGUAAUUGAUAGAGUGGACUCACAUAGAUGAAUUGCAGAGUGUUAUAGAUGUAAAUCCACUGGAGUGAAGUGUAGUACAUGCGGCAAGGGCGUUCAUUUUGGUGAUAUAUUGUUUCUGGGUGCACGGCAUCGAAUUAAAUGGACUAAGCAUGAUUUACCUUUGAAAUUGUACCACUUCAAGAGACAUUUACUGUGCAUAUUUUCACCAUGCUUAUAGAGUGUAAUUGCAGUGAGUUGUUUGUGACUACUUUCCUCGAUGGGGUGUAUAGAGCUGAAGAAGGUUAAGUUUG